Messenger RNA from Hydra vulgaris (swiftwater hydra), 2936 nucleotides. RefSeq lists its product as uncharacterized. Gene Ontology annotation, molecular function: toxin activity. Lineage: Eukaryota; Metazoa; Cnidaria; Hydrozoa; Anthoathecata; Hydridae. The record is from RefSeq and is a predicted model, not a curated record.
UAUAAGAGGGGGGGGGGAGGGGUCGACAAAAAUUGACAGUGACGAUCCUGUCUCAUACCUACAUACGUGGUAGUAGCUCAUACCUACAUACAUGGUAGUAGCUGUUAGAAAGUUCUUGAAGAAAGCUAAAUUGCUAAAAGAUCUCUCACUUUCAGCCACAGAUACUGACAAAGUAAGAAAGAUACGAAGACAGGUGCAUAACUGGGAAGAAUUUCCUUCAAAUCCCUUUGCAUAAAUGCUACUCAGAAAAUCUAAGGGCCUAUUAUUUGUCAGUUAAUGGCGUCAAACAGAAGAAAAAUAGCAUAACUCAUCAAUAAACAUGUCUUCACUAAGAUCAUUUAGAUACAGAAGUAUGAGAUUUUUAACUUUAGAUUCUUGACUUUUCGUUUUGUCAGAAUUGAUGUCAGGUGUAGACCAGAUGAAGGAAAAUAAUCUGCAUUGCUGUUUCAGAGCUUAAAAUCUUUCUGUAAUCUGAUGGAUGAAGGUAACAAAAAAGCAAAUGAAGUCAAAAGUAUUGCAGAAAAGAGUUACAAAGAUAACUAUGGAAAAUUAGAUCAAAAGAUAGCUCCAUUUCGUAAAGAACUAGUUGCCAAAGAUGCUGAACUGAAAGAUAAGGCUGAUAAAUCAGAAAAGCUUUCAGCUGCUAUUGAAAAGGUUGGUGGUGCUUCAGUCACAUUAGUAAAAGGUAUUGUAAAUGGAAAUUGGCAAGAUUUGAUUACCGGUGCACUGGGUAUUAUUGGUGGUUUGGCUGCUUUAGCAGGUCCAGUAGGAGCUCUUAUUUCUUCUAUAUUGAGUGUCAUUUCAAUGUUAUUUGGAUUGUUUGGAGGAUCUCAAGAAGCAGAAGAAAGUCAGGAAGCAAUGCUUAAACGAGUAAUUGAUGAAGCUUUAACAAAAGCUCGUGCUGAAGAACUAAAAGCUGACGGUGAAGGGUUGAAGAAAUUAAUCAUGUCUAUUCGCAAUUCAUUGAACCAGUUUCGUGAGUCAGAAAAAAUAACUGCAGAUCAAGCAAAUGAAUUGUAUACUCAAGUUUUCACGGGUUUGACAUUUUUUGGGAAACUAAAAUAUGAAAUAAAUAAAUAUUGUGACUGCUCAAUUAAAGAUAACAAUAAAAUAAAAGAGGCAAAGGAGAAGUCCAGUAGAUGUUUAGAAUUCAUCAAUUUAUACUCGGAUCUUUCUAUAUAUCGUAUGUUGCUUAUUACUGAUAUGACAAGUCUUUUCAGUUCAGUUGAGCUUAAUGACACAUCAAAUAAUCUUUUAUUGCUACUUGAGAAAGAACAGAUUUCAGAUAAAGAUGUUAUUAUGUUUUUAUUUGACCCUAUUCAUAACCAUCGUCAACGACUUUGUAUUUCCCAAUACUUUGGUGCACCAAAUAAAUAUCCUACCAUUCAAGCUUACUCUGAUCUCUUAAAAACAGUUCCUAAAGGAAAGGUUGUUCCUAGUGAUGUUGUUAUUUGUUCAAGUGAAGAAUUACGUGGAUUAUGCCACAAAUUAGAUGCUAAAAUGUUUAAAGCUAAUGAUUUAGGGAAAUGGUCUGAAAGUAUAAAGUCUUUGUUUAUUUCAGAUAAACUUCAAGUAACUGGAUACAGUGGUGACAAUGAAGGUGUACAAUAUGGUCCAUUUUAUGGACCUACAGUGAUUGGAGUAUUACCUGGAGCGUGGAAAUCAAUUACUGUAGCACCUACAGACAAACAUGCUCAAAACAUGGUUCGUGUAUGUAUGGAAUACAACCUUGACCAGGUUAGCAGGUGUGACCAGCUUGAUGUUAUUGACUAUCCCGAUUUAAAAAAGAUUCAUGCUUUUGAUGGAGACGUUCGUGCUUAUGAAUUUAUUUCAAAAAGAGACUAUGAAGAUGAAAAAGUUAGUUCAAAUGAAGUGAAAUGUGUAUUUCCAUUUAAUAUGACAUUCCAAGAUAAAAAUAAAGUUACAAUUGAGAAGGAGUACAAACAUUGCACAGAUGACGGAGAUGAGUUUAAAAGAUAUUGGUGUGCUACACAAGUAUCGCAGGAUCGUAAAGUAUUAAAGAAAGGAUAUUGCAUCCCAAAUGGUGAUAUACUGACAACUAAAGGAUAUGGUAAAUGCAAAUUUCCAUUUAUUCAAGAUAAGCGUGUGUACACUUAUUGUACAUAUGGUGGUUACAGUUAUAAAUGGUGCAGAACAGAGGAUUCAUGGCAGGAAUGUGAAUUUGAUCAAAGUUGGGAAUUAAAAAUAGCAUCUCUUGUAAUUCCAGACAAAGUUCAAGUAGAGAUUUUUUCUGAAGAAGAAUUUGAAGGUCAUAAAAUUGGUCCACUGUAUGGGCCUAAUGUAAUUGAUAGAAUUUGUGGUGAAAAAAAUGCGAAAUCUAUUAAAGUAUCGUAUCAUAACAAAAAUGUUUCAGAUAUGGUAAAGAUUUGUAAUGGGGAAUCAUUUUCACAGUAUUGUGAUUAUCUUGAUGUGGGCAAAUAUGGUAAUAUCACUUUCCAUGGUUGUACACUUUCUGGUUCAGACAAGAUAAAAAGCAUGACUAUACCAUCAGGUAAAAAAGUUGAGUUGUGGACAGAGUAUGACUAUAAGGGAUUUUCGUUAGGCCCGUACGCUGGGCCAGUUUCUAUGCCUGUAAUUGAUGCUGGUGCAAGCAUUGACACUUCAUACGAAGUCAAGUCUAUGGAAAUCACUAACAUCGAGCUAACUAAAGCUGUUGACUUAUUGCCUACAAACUCUACGAUAAUUUUAGAGAAAAAAAAGACAAAAAAACAUGGAUACCAAAAGAAACCAACUGCAAUUAACUAACUGUUUAAAUAUGGUUUUUUAUUUUCAUUUUAUUUUUUUAUAUAUAAAAUAUGACAAAUACAUUUUAAUGAACCUUAAUGAAAUACGAUAUGCAUAAUAUAUUAUAGAUUAAUAUUUUAUUUUCAGUACCUUGUAAGGUGUAUAAACAUAGAAUUUUGGCCCUUGUUGAA